Molecule: messenger RNA, 1268 nt
Organism: Epinephelus fuscoguttatus (brown-marbled grouper)
Lineage: Eukaryota; Metazoa; Chordata; Actinopteri; Perciformes; Serranidae
Product: zinc-binding protein A33-like
Exons: 2
Coding region: 486-1268 (260 amino acids)
Molecular function (GO): protein binding
Source: RefSeq, a predicted model, not a curated record
CCUCAAAAGAACUGAUCUUCACUGACUUUGCACUGAAGGAACUGGCUGACUCCUUUGCUGGGAGACAGAAAGCUGGAUCAUGUGAGGCAGAAAAAGGAGAGAAGGAGGAGGAGGUGGUGUGUAGUAAACAUCAAGAGGAGCCUAGAUUGUUCUGUAAGGAUGAAGAUAGAGCUGUGUGUCCUGUCUGUGAGUUUUCUCUCCACCAGAGUCACAAGGUGGUUCCUAUAGAACAAGCAGUCAGUGAGCUGAAGGACCAGCUGAAAUGUGACUUAAAGUCUCUGCAGGACAAGAGGGACAAAUACAAACAAGUGGAGGAAACAUACAAUGAAGUGAUUCAACACUCCAAGAAGCAGCUGUUGUCCACAGAGAGGCAGAUCAGAGCAGAGUUCAACAAGCUCCAGCAGUUCCUGAAAGAGGAAGAGGAGUCCAGACUGGCAGCUGUGAGGGAGGAAGAGGAGCAGAAGAGGAAGACUCUCAGCAGAGAGAUGAAGAUGAUUGAGGAGCAGAUCUCCUCUCUGUCACACAGUAUCUGUGCUGUUGAAGAAGAGCUGCAGAAACACGAGGUGCCAUUCCUCAGCAGUUAUAAAGCCACUCAGAGCAGAGCCAGAGUCCAGUGCUCACUGUCAGAUCCACAGCUGGUCUCAGGAGCGCUGAUAGAUGUGGCCAAACACCUGGGCAACCUGUCCUUCAGAGUCUGGGAGAAGAUGAAGGACAAGGUCCACUUCAGUCCUGUCAUUCUGGACCCAAACACUGCAAACCCCUGGCUCUAUCUGUCUGAUGAUCUGACCAGUGUGAGACGUGGAGACACAGAACAGCAGCUUCCUGAUCAUCUCAAGAGAUGCACCGAGUAUGCCACUGUUCUGGGCUCUGAGGGCUUCAGCUCAGGGAAACACAGCUGGCAGGUGGAGGUGGGGGAUCAUCCUGGCUGGAAUGUGGGUUUGGCUAAAGAGUCAUUUGACAGGAAAGGAGUGAUACAUGCUUCCACAAAAGGUGGAAUCUGGUGUUUAAUUCAUCGCAGUGGAAAAUACAGUAAUGGUCUUGGUAACAAAGUCAAAGUGAAGAAGAGUCUCCAGAGGAUCAGAGUCCAGCUGGACUAUGACAGGGGGGAGGUGUCCUUCUACGACCCUGAAGACAUGACUCACAUCUACACUCACAGAGACACUUUCACUGAGAAACUCUUCCCAUAUUUGUGUGUUGGAAAAGCUGGUGAUGUCGUAACAAAUGAUUUCAGAAUUCGUCAAAGUGAGAUUUGUGUUCAUUUGAUCUGA